AUGGCGGAACCUUCGCCCGGCCACUUGUUGCUGUUGCUUGGCCUUUGUUGCACACUGGUACAAGCCAGUUACCCACUCAAAAUACUAGGUUUAUUUCCACACCCAGGCAUUAGUCACUUCCACUUCUUCCACCCCGUUAUGCGGGGCUUGGCCGAGAAGGGUCAUGAUGUUACGGUGUUAAGCCAUUUUCCCGAUAAAAAUCCACCGCCAGGAUACAAAGAUCUGUCAUUAACAGGCGAUUUGUUGGAUUCCGUAGACGUGCAGUACUUCGAAGCGCAACACUUCUACAAUCGCUUCAUGGAAUUUUAUAUGCUUAACCACUUUGGGAAGAACGACUGCAAUGCCACGUUGCAUUCCGAAGCUUUGGCACAGGUAUUGCGAGAGCGGCAACAUUACGAUGUGGUCAUCAUUGAGCGAUUCAAUAGCGAUUGCAUGGCAGCGGUGGCGCAUCAACUCAAUGCGCCAUUUAUAGGGAUGGUCAGUUCUGCUAUGUUGCCUUGGCAUUACGAACGCGUGGGCGUGCCCAUGGUGACCUCAGUUAUGCCAACAUUAUUUUUGGGAGAAUCCGAGGACAUGACAUUCGGCGCUCGUCUUGCCAACUGGUUCACCCAUCACGCCAUGCGAUUCCUUUACGAUAAUUUCAACACGCCCGCUAUCGAUGGCAUGGUACGCGAAAAAUUCGGACCAAAUACCCCCUCGGUUGGCGAAUUGGCGAAGAAAACAUCAAUGUUAUUCGUCAAUCAGCAUUUCUCAUUGAGCGGUGUCAAACCGUUGCCACCGUCCGUUCUCGAUCUCGGCGGCAUGCACAUACAGAAGUCCAAGCCGCUCGAUGCCGAGCUGCAAAAGUUCAUCGAUGGUGCCGAACAUGGUGUGGUCUUCAUUAGUUGGGGUUCUAUGCUACGCGCCGACACUUUGCCGCCCGCUAAACGUGAGGCUAUCGUACGUGCUGUGAAGCAACUCAAACAACGGGUGAUUUGGAAAUGGGAAAACACCACCCUGGAGGACAAGCCGGAUAAUCUGUAUAUUAGCAAGUGGUUGCCACAACGUGAUAUACUCUGUCAUCCGAAUGUAAAGGCGUUCUUAUCGCAUGGCGGUCUUAUGGGUACUUCGGAGGCGGCUUACUGUGGUGUACCAGUAGUGGUCACACCCAUGUUUGCUGAUCAGUUUUUGAAUUCAGCGGCGUUACAAUACCGUGGUAUGGGUGUGGAGAUGAAAUAUCACGAUAUCACUGAGAAUACAGUUCUGAGCUCGAUAAGAGAGGUGUUAAAGAAAGAAUAUAUGGAUAACGCCAAAGCGGUUUCGUCCUCCUACAAAAAUCGUCCGCAGAGCGCACUCGAGACUGCCAUCUGGUGGGUGGAAUAUGUCGGCAAAACCAAGGGUGCGCCACUCAUUAAAGCUCACGCCGUGCAUGUAUCACGCUUCGUUUACCACUCAUGGGAUAUUUAUCUAUUCCUUGUGGCCAUUUUAUUGAUAUCGGUUGUGAGCUGGACCUUUAUAUGCACUAGGCUGUGGUCGCGGCGUCCAAAGGCCGUUAAACAAAAGUCAAAUUGAACAAUGAGGUGAGGAUUUCAGAUGGAGAGAAUUAGUUCAAUAAAAUUUAGAUAAGAAAUUUUAAUUUGAGCACUUUAUGUGUUCUCUCAAAUACAUUAGUUAACUAGUAGCUAUAAUUCAUAACUGAUUUUAAUCAAUUAAUUCAUGUAGCCAUCACAAUUAGCGUAAUUUAGUUCAAAAGGAGCGUGAAAGAAGAGAUAAAAAUUUAAAAAUUAAUAAGUAAAUCAACAUAAAAUCCAAUUUGUUUAAAUAUAGUUAAAUUAAAAAAGUAAAUAAAUAAAAAUUAUUCACAAAAAAAUUCGCGAAAAAUCAUUUAUUUUUACCGAAAGCACUACAAAAAUUAUCCCUGAUUUGAGAAAAAAAUGUCGUUAUUUUUACAUAAAGAGUCACUUUCAAAUAGAGAGUUGCUAUAAAACUUCGAGAGGUAACAAAAAAUAUGUAUGGUCCUUUUUUAUAAAAAAAAUAAUAAUUUACCUGUUAACUGUUAUUUUAUUAAAAGUUAUAGUCUAUAUAAUUAAAUGAUGUAUGUAUAUAUGUAUGUAGAAGUAUCCAUACCUGUAAUUAGAAAGAAAUUGUAUUAAAAAGUUGUUACAGAGUACACUUUCACAAAUAAUUCUAGUUUUGAAAGGUAUAUUCCAUUAGUUUUGAACAAUAAAUGCCACAAUUUUAAAACGAUGAAAGACGAGGCGGCCGUAUGCGGAAAUGAUUAUAAUAUUGGAUAGUCUAAAAAGUCUUUUCGUAUUUCUAACUUUAACUUAUUAUAUUUUAUAUUUAUAAUGAACUU
Messenger RNA from Bactrocera tryoni, 2335 nucleotides. RefSeq names its product UDP-glucosyltransferase 2-like. The record is from RefSeq and is a predicted model, not a curated record. The coding region runs from base 1 to 1551 and encodes 516 amino acids. The transcript has 5 exons. Gene Ontology annotation, molecular function: UDP-glycosyltransferase activity. Lineage: Eukaryota; Metazoa; Arthropoda; Insecta; Diptera; Tephritidae.